Molecule: messenger RNA, 2879 nt
Organism: Dicentrarchus labrax (European seabass)
Lineage: Eukaryota; Metazoa; Chordata; Actinopteri; Moronidae
Product: protocadherin alpha-8-like
Exons: 1
Coding region: 483-2879 (798 amino acids)
Biological process (GO): homophilic cell-cell adhesion
Cellular component (GO): plasma membrane
Molecular function (GO): calcium ion binding
Source: RefSeq, a predicted model, not a curated record
GCAUAUGCUGAAACACAUAGAUUAACAGAAGAAAGAAAACGUAUACAAAAGUUUUAUGUAUGUUUUCACAUACUUUGUGCUCGGAAAGACACUAAAUAGCUGAAGAAAGAAUAAAUAGUGGAAUAAAAUGUGUAGUCAAACUGACCCAUAUUUCCUUGAGAUGUCGCUGAAUACUUUAGGAUACAAAUGUGUCUUUGUAAUUUUGUCAGCUGCUUCAUGUAGAAUGUAGUUCUUCCAAGUGCCCACAUGAGGACACUAUAGACCGUAACAUUUGAACUUCCUCUUUAGUGGCUCGGAGCUCCUCCCAGAUUCAGAGGAUGAUGAUGUUUCUCAUGCGAUUGAAACAAAGAGACAGAGAGGACGAACGAACACGGACGAUAUCCGUGUGGCAAUUUAAACUCGUCUCGUCUAUUGGCCUAUACAGCUUGAAAUAUUUAUUUGUGUAGCAUUAGUAAACGAAGCUGUCUGUAUGAUUUAUCUGGAUGUAUGGAAUAAUGCAUUCUCCGAGCAGUAGGAGCUCUGUGUGGAUAUAUUUCUUGGUCGUGCUGUUGGAUUGUUACUGGGAAGCGGUGUCUGGGCAGCUCUCUUACUCCGUCUCAGAGGAGGUGAAUCUGGGCACUGUUGUCGGAAAUGUCGCUAAAGAUCUGAACAUCAAUGUCCAGGAUUUGGAGCCCCGCAUGUUUCAGAUCGUUGCUGGAUCAAAGAGAAAAUAUUUCGAGGUAAACCUGAAGACUGGUGUCCUGUACGUUAAUGAGAGAAUAGAUCGAGAGGAACUCUGCGGCGACGAGCCCAAAUGUUCACUGAGUGUGGAAGCAGUUAUUAAUAAUCCUUUAAAACUGUACCGGAUUGAAAUUAACAUAGUGGAUGUAAAUGAUAAUUCUCCGUUAUUUAUAAGCACGUCACAGAUAGUCAAUAUUAGUGAGAACACAGCAGCAGGGGUAAGGUUCCCCCUGCACCCAGCUCACGAUGCAGACGUCGGUAAGAACACAGUCAAUAACUACAAGCUUAGCCAAAAUGAACAUUUCUCUCUCGCCACACAUAAAGGUGAGAGUGUAACUGUCGAAUUAUUGCUUCAGAAAGUUUUAGACAGAGAAAAACAGUCUGUGAUUCGACUCAUACUGACUGCGAUUGAUGGAGGAACACCUGCUAAAUCAGGCACUAUGGUCAUUAUAGUGAAUGUUUUAGACAUUAAUGAUAAUCCUCCUGUAUUCAGUCAAACUCUGUAUAAAGCCAGUGUCUAUGAGAACGUUAAGAUAGGAACAUCGAUAAUAACAUUAAAUGCUACUGAUUUAGAUAUUGGCCAAAAUGGACAAGUUGUGUAUUCAUUCAGUGAAGUAGGCCGAGGAAAACAAACUAAUCUGUUUGCUAUCGAUGAACAAACUGGAACUGUAACAAAUAAAAAGAACAUAGAUUAUGAAGAGAAUAACGCUUUUGAGAUCAGAGUACAAGCCAGUGAUGGAGCUUCCUCGCCGAUGACCUCACAUGCAAAAUUAUUGAUUGAAGUUUUAGACGUCAAUGACAAUGCUCCUGAUAUUUCGGUUACAUCAUUGUUAAAUAACGUGAAAGAGGAUGCGUCCAUCGGCACCGCCAUUGCUCUUGUUUCAGUACUUGAUAAAGACGGAGGUAAAAAUGGGAUGGUGAACUGUAAAAUCUCCAAUAAUGUCCCUUUUAAAUUAGAGUCAAACUAUAAGAAUUACUAUUCGUUGGUGGUGGACGGUCCUCUCGACAGAGAGAGCGCCUCUCAAUACGAUAUCAGCAUCACUGCUACUGAUGAGGGCAGCCCACCUCUCUCCAGCACGAGCAUUAUUAAUGUACACGUCUCAGAUGUGAAUGAUAACAAACCUCUAUUCACAGAAAACAUCAUCAAUGUCUAUGUGAAAGAGAACAGUCCAGUUGGAGCAGUAAUAAAAACUGUUUCAGCAGUUGAUGCCGAUAUUGAUCAAAAUGGUCAGGUGAGCUAUUCAUUCUUACAAAACAACAGUAAUUCAUUACCACUAUCGACAAUGAUAAACAUCAACUCAGAGACUGGAGAUAUAGUCAGCCUGCAGUCUUUUAACUAUGAGGAGUUAAAAACAUUUCAGUUUAAAGUUCAGGCCACAGACUCUGGUGUUCCUCCGCUCAGCAGCAACGUGACUGUGAACGUUUUGAUUCUGGAUGAAAAUGACAAUAAUCCAACGAUUCUCGCGCCCUAUUCUGAGCACGGCUCCGUUAACAGUGAGAGCAUCCCCUAUUCUGCUGAAGCGGGAUACUUUGUGGCAAAGAUCAGGGCUGUAGACGCAGACUCUGGAUACAAUGCGCUGCUUUCUUAUCACCUGUCUGAACCCAAAGGAAACAACCUCUUCCGCAUCGGAACCAGCACCGGAGAGAUCCGGACUAAGAGGAGAAUGAGUGACAAUGACCUGAAAACUCACCCCUUGGUGGUUCUGGUUUCUGAUAACGGAGAACCCUCCCUGUCAGCUACUGUGUCUAUUGAUGUGGUGGUGGUUGAAAGCACAGCUGACAUCCAGACUCCGUUCAGACAUGGGCCCAUAAAGGAGGAGAGCUUCUCUGAUUUAAACCUGUAUCUGCUGAUCGCCAUUGUGUCGGUGUCAGUGAUCUUUCUGCUGAGCCUCAUCAGUUUAAUAGCUGUCAAAUGCCACAGGACAGACAGUUUCAGCAGGUACAGCGCCCCAAUGAUCACCACCCACCCUGACGGGAGCUGGUCUUACUCUAAAUCUACUCAGCAGUAUGACGUGUGUUUCAGCUCAGACACGUUGAAAAGUGACGUGGUAGUUUUCCCCGCCCCGUUUCCGCCUGUAGAUGGUGAACUGAUCAGUAUUAACGGAGGAGACACUUUCACGCGGACUCAGACUUUACCUAAUAAAGAAAAGGUAAGAUAA